GGCCUGCCGAUGAGGAGGCCGCGGGGGGAGCCCGGCUCCCGGGCCCCGAGACCGACUGAGGGAGCGACCUGCGCGGGGCCUGGGGAGCCAUGUAGGGGUGGCGCCUACGGGACGGGCUGCGGGAGGGCGGCGGGAGUUGGUGUUGGCGACCGUGACCACGGUCUCCUGGCGUUGCCGGGCCCGGGCGGGUGUGGGGGCCCCUGACACCGCCGACUCCGCGCCAUUGCAAAGCUGCGCGCUCGGGCUCCACGGGCGCCCUGCGAGGUGCGCGCUGCGUUCUCGUUUCACGGGCAGAGAGACGAAGUCACUUGUCCAAGGUCAUGCAGCUGGUAAGUGGGAGCGCCCAGCAUGGAACCCAGGACCGCCCGGCUGCCGAGCUCGCGUUCCACCCUCCUUGCCGCUGCCGCCUCCUGCGGGAGGGGGAGGUGGUCGGGAGGGCGUAUCGAAGGGGCAAGCUGGGCUCCAGGCUGGGCACGACCACUAACCCGAUUCGUGACCUCGGGCUUAACCCCUUUUCCUCUCGGGGCCUUGGUUUCUCCACCUGUGAAAUCGAGGUAGCGCCAGCCCUGCCUACCACCUCAGAGGCGCGUACGGAGCAUCAGAGGGUCUCCAUCACCCAACUCCAUGCUUCGAGUCCUGCUCUCUGCCCAGGCCUCCGCUGCUCGGCUGUCUGGCCUGCUGCUGCUCCCGCCAGUACAGCCCUGCUGUCUGGGGCCCAGCAAGUGGGGGGACCGGCCUCCUGGAGGAGGCCUCCAUGCAGGCCCUGUGCAAGGGCUACAGCGGCUUCUGGAACAGGCGAGGAGCCCUGGGGAGCUGCUGCGUUGGCUGGGCCAGAACCCCACCAAGGCUUCCCAUCAGAUGGGCCCCUGAUGUGUGCCCUGGAGCAGGAGAGAAGGUUCCGCCUCCCUCCGAAGCCACCUCCCACUCUGCAACCUGGCCUGCGCAGUGGGCAGAGAUUGGAAGCUGCUCUGAGCUGCCCUCGUUUCCUGAGGCGUCCGCAGCAGCACCUCAUCCGCAGCCUGGCAGAGGCCAGGCCAGAGGAACUGACUCCCCACGUGAUGGUGCUCCUGGCCCAGCACCUGGCCCGGCACCGGUUGCGGGAGCCCCAGCUUCUGGAAGCCAUUGCCCACUUCCUGGUGGUCCAGGAAGCCCAGCUCAGCAGCAAGGUGGUACAGAAGUUGGUGCUGCCCUUUGGGCGGCUGAACUACUUGCCCCUGGAACAGCAGUUUAUGCCCUGCCUUGAGAGGAUCCUGGCUCGGGAAGCAGGGGUGGCUCCCCUGGCUACUGUCAACAUCUUGAUGUCACUGUGCCAGCUUCGGUGCCUGCCCUUCAGAGCCCUGCACUUUGUCUUUUCCCCAAGUUUCAUCAACCACGUCAGCGGCACCCCUCAUGCCCUGAUUGUGCGGCGCUACCUCUCCCUGCUAGACACGGCCGUGGAGCUGGAGCUUCCAGGAUACCGGGGUCCCCGCCUUCCCCGAAGGCAGCAAGUGCCCAUCUUCCCCCAGCCACUCAUCACUGACCGUGCCCGCUGCAAGUACAGUCACAAGGAUAUAGUGGCGGAGGGGCUGCGCCAGCUGCUAGGGGAAGAGAAGUACCGACAGGACCUGACCGUGCCUCCAGGCUACUGCACAGACUUCCUGCUGUGUGUCAGCAGCUCUGGUGCUGUGCUUCCCGUGAGGACCCAGGACCCCUUCCUACCCUACCCUCCCAGGUCCUGUCCCCAGGGCCAGGCUGCCUCUCAGCCCACCACCCACGACCCUGCCCAGAGGGUGGUGCUGAUGCUGCGGGAACGUUGGCAUUUCUGCCGGGACGGCCGAGUGCUGCUGGGCUCCCGGGCCCUACGGGAGCGGCACCUGGGCCUGCUAGGCUACCAGCUCCUGCCGCUACCCUUCGAGGAACUGGAGUCACAGAGAGGCCUGCCCCAGCUCAAGAGCUACCUGAGGCAGAAGCUCCAGGCCUUGGGCCUCCGCUGGGGGCCGGAAGGGGGGUGAGGGGGUGCACAUGGGGCUCAGGAUGACCCCCCGCAAUGGGGGGGUGGACAGUUUGCACUUUGGCUCUCUAUAUUUUGGGUUCUCAUUAAAGUCCCUUUCCUUCCCCAA
Messenger RNA from Neomonachus schauinslandi (Hawaiian monk seal), 2099 nucleotides. It is a transcript of the gene FASTK, whose product is annotated as Fas activated serine/threonine kinase. Gene Ontology annotation, cellular component: mitochondrial matrix; ribonucleoprotein granule. The coding region runs from base 321 to 1991 and encodes 556 amino acids. The record is from RefSeq and is a predicted model, not a curated record. The transcript has 10 exons. Gene Ontology annotation, biological process: regulation of mitochondrial mRNA stability; mitochondrial RNA processing. Gene Ontology annotation, molecular function: RNA binding. Lineage: Eukaryota; Metazoa; Chordata; Mammalia; Carnivora; Phocidae.